Molecule: messenger RNA, 1515 nt
Organism: Penicillium taxi
Lineage: Eukaryota; Fungi; Ascomycota; Eurotiomycetes; Eurotiales; Aspergillaceae
Product: sugar porter family MFS transporter
Exons: 7
Coding region: 1-1515 (504 amino acids)
Biological process (GO): carbohydrate transport; transmembrane transport
Cellular component (GO): membrane
Molecular function (GO): carbohydrate:proton symporter activity
Source: RefSeq, a predicted model, not a curated record
AUGCGUCUGUCACCGGCAUGGUACCAGUUUCUGGUUGGAGUGUUCGCGUCGCUCGGCUCAUUUCUCUAUGGAUAUGAUUUGGGUGUCAUUGCAGAGGUCAUCGUCUGCCCAUCUUUCGUGUCAAAGUUUGACAAAGUAGACGCCUCCAGGUGGUCUACGCAAACCGGGUUAGUUGUCUCCAUGUUUACCUGUGGUGCCUUCUUCGGAGCUGGAUUUGCAGGACCUAGUGGUGAUUACUUAGGCCGACGGAAGACAAUCUCUCUUGGCUGUCUAUUCUUUUGCUUGGGUGGAGGUCUACAAACUGGUGCUAAGUCUCUCUCAUUCCUAUUUUCGGGACGUUUCUUUGCCGGCUUCGGAGUUGGCUUCCUGACCAUGGUGAUUCCGCUAUAUCAGGCUGAAAUUUGUCAUCCAAACAUCCGUGGUCGAGUGACAGCCCUUCAGCAAUUCAUGCUUGGAGUUGGAUCUCUCUGCGCCAGUUGGAUAAGCUAUGGCACAUACAUUGGGUUUGCCGAGACCGAUGACGCUCAAUGGCAGUUGCCACUGGGUCUUCAGCUGCUUCCUGCCGUGUGUCUGGGUAUAUUGAUCAUAUUUUUCCCUGAGUCGCCUCGCUGGCUUAUAGAUCACGACUGUGCCGAAGAGGGAUUGCGGACACUAGCCAAGCUGCAUGCGCAUGGUAACGAGCAAGAUCCCUGGGUGCAGGACGAAUAUGCUCGAAUUCAAGAGACCAUCGCCAUUGAGCACGAAACCGAGGCCAAAUCGUAUGCCGAACUGUUCAGCAGUCGCUCGGCCUUCCGACGUCUUUUCCUUUGCUGUGCUCUACAAGCAUCAGUGCAAAUGACUGGAGUUUCUGCCAUUCAGUACUAUUCUGUGACGAUCUAUGGACAGAUCGGUAUUUCUGGCGAAGACACACUGCGAUACCAGGCCAUCAACUCAAUCAUCGCCCUGAUUGCUCAAUUCCUUUGCAUGAUGCUGAUUGAUCGGGCUGGUCGACGCUGGACCCUGAUCGGUGGAAACUUGGGCAACAUGGUGACCUUUAUCAUCGCAACCGUCCUGUUGGCAAGGUUCCCUCCAACAUCUAACAAUACCGGUGCUCACUGGGGCUUCAUCAUCAUGACAUGGCUAUAUAACUUUUCUUUCUCAUGCACUUGUGGACCACUGUCAUGGAUAAUUCCCGCCGAGGUAUUCGAUACACGCACACGUGCAAAGGGUGUUUCCAUUGUGACGAUGGUUUCGUAUGCUUUCAAUACGAUGAUUGGCCAAGUCACGCCCAUUGCUAUGUCUUCUAUCCACUACAAGUACUACUACCUGUUUGUCAUCUGCAAUUUCACCAAUGCAGUAUUCUUCUACUUCCUCUUGCCGGAGACGAAGAAGAUUCCACUGGAAGAGAUGAAUCGGAUUUUCUCAAAUGCGCCAUGGAUCGUGCCUGGAAUGAAGAGAGAGGAUUACUUGCCGCGUGACUUGGAGCAUCACAAGGUGGAGCACGAAGCCAAGCAUGAAGCGAUGCAUGUGGAGUAG